GUCUCCAUCCCGCGGAGACGGAUGCAUUCAGAUGUGAAGAAUGACGAAAUGAGCCCCUCAGCGCAUCUCCGUGCCCUCCGUCACCAGCCCUCAUUUCACGCUCGUCCGUCCGCCCCCGCUCACCGAGUAAACGGACUGCCUGCCAAGGCCUUAUACCCGGGACCUUUCCGCCGUCCAAAUUUUAUGGGCAUUUUUCUUCAUUUUCGAAUCGAUUGCCGAACGGAUCCUCGAGGCUUGACAGUCGAUGGCAACAAAUUCCUGCCAAGGCUCGACCCUGGCUGUAGGAUGUGCUCGGUUACUAUGGACAAGCCACUCACCAACAACACCAUUGACCAUGCUUUUUCCCCUGCGUUUCUCCAUUCAUCCUUGGGAGACUUGACCUGCCGGCGGCUCACUGAGACAUCAGUCGAAUUUCUAGUGCAGACUACAAGUUCAGCUCCAGCUGAGGUGCAUAGUUGCCAAAUCAGCCUUGUACCAGCAGCUCAGCCUUGGAUACACCACUUUCCACCAACAUGCUAGUUCUCACCAGCUCUCAGCCUCUCAGCUCUACUGUGUCUCUCUUUUGCUGCCAAAGGUCAAUGCUCGUCGACAAGCGUGGAUGGCCGUUUUCCCAACCAGCUUGCAGGGGUAGCCCAGCAAGCACGCUUUUACUCUCCCUCGGCCCUAACACGGCCAUUAUCAGAUCACUCUUCCCCACCACAACCUACCACUUUUUGCAGCGACGUCCCUACACAAUCCUGGCCACAAGGGGACGAAGGUUAAAUCGCCCAGUGUUACGCGGCUCGUCGCGAUAGAGUAUUCGUGCAUGCUAUGUAGUCCGGAACACAAGGAUUAGAAAGUUUAAAUGGUACAGAUGCGCGUAAGGCUAUAAGACAGUGUCGCAUACUUUACUCACACA
Molecule: messenger RNA, 898 nt
Organism: Ilyonectria robusta
Lineage: Eukaryota; Fungi; Ascomycota; Sordariomycetes; Hypocreales; Nectriaceae
Exons: 1
Coding region: 22-519 (165 amino acids)
Source: RefSeq, a predicted model, not a curated record